Messenger RNA from Saprolegnia parasitica CBS 223.65, 12852 nucleotides. RefSeq lists its product as hypothetical. The record is from RefSeq and is a predicted model, not a curated record. The transcript is spliced from 10 exons. Lineage: Eukaryota; Oomycota; Saprolegniomycetes; Saprolegniales; Saprolegniaceae. Gene Ontology annotation, molecular function: protein binding; transcription coregulator activity. The coding region runs from base 1 to 12852 and encodes 4283 amino acids. Gene Ontology annotation, biological process: regulation of DNA-templated transcription; DNA repair. Gene Ontology annotation, cellular component: SAGA complex; NuA4 histone acetyltransferase complex; nucleus.
AUGAACAACCUCGAGACCAUCCGCCGGGGCCUCCUGAGCCUCGACGUGGGCGCGCGGCUCAAGGAGCUCUCGGAGCUAUACAAGCACGCGGACGUCUUCCUCACGCCGCAGCUGCCGCGGAUCCUUGAAGCGCUCUUCCCGGUCUUCCAGAUGAUGCUGCGCACGCAGGUCCCGCCGCAGUUUACCAACAACGACAAGAACAAGUGUCGGAAGCUCACGCUGCAGAUCCUGAACCGACUGCCGUACAACGAAGCGCUCAAGCCGUAUGCGAGCCGCCUCUUGCAUCUGCUCAUGGAGGUGCUCACGGUCGACAACGUCGACAACUGCCUCAUUGCGCUCAAGACCAUCUUUGACCUGCACCGCAAUUACCGACCAGGCCUAAAGAACGAAGUGCAACCGUUCUUGGAGCAGAGCCAGAAGAUGUACAAGAACAUUCAGCUCAUCAUGAAGAAGCAGUUCUCGGGCCCACCGGAGCCGCCGUUGGCGCCGAUCGGGACGACGCCGCCAACGACAGCGACCAUCGAGGCGACCAAGCCGCCCGUCACCGACACGACGAGUACGACCAAGGACGAUCCGAUGGGUACCGACGACACGGAGGAGACCAAGGACGACGAGACGAGCAGUAGUGCAGCGCCAACAACUUCGACAACGCCGUCGACGAGCACGGUGCACGACAGCAGCGAUGUCGUCGUCUUGUGCCAAGGCAGCGAGUCGUUCAAAACGAUGGCCGAGUUUCCCCUGAUCAUCAUGCUGCUCUUCCAGUGCUACCCGAACUACAUUGAGAACUACAUCCCGAUCCUCGUGCCGCUCAUGAUGUCGACCUUGUCGCUGCGCUGUCCCGAGCUCGCGCCGAAAUUGUACCCGACCAAGUACGUGGACUUUCUCGACUGCCAAGUCAAGACGCUCUCGUUUGUGACCUAUUUAUUGCGCGGGUUUGCGUUGCUCAUGCGGCCGUUCCAAGACACGAUCUGCGAGAACACGGUCAAGCUGCUCAUCGCGUGCCCGAAGGACGCGUUCGUGCUCCGAAAAGAUGUGUUUGUGGCCGCGCGCCACAUCCUCUCGACCGACUUUCGCCGCGGCUUCUAUGGGCAGCUCGAACUCCUCCUCGACGAUGACGUCCUCAUUGGGAAAGGGCGCUGCGCCUACUACCAGAUACGACCGUUGGCGUACUCGACGCUCGCCGACAUGGUGCACCACGUGCGGGACAUGCUCACGCUGCCCCAAGUGAGCAAGAUCGUGGCGUUUUACGGCAAGCGCAUCCACGACCCGACGCUGCCCGUGCCGAUUCAAACGACGGCGAUCCGGCUUCUCCUCAACCUCGUCGACAUCAGCGCCAAGAACGAAGACGUGGACGGCUGGCGGGGCCGCAACAUUCUGUCGCGCAUUCUGCUCACGAUCGCGGCCAAGUUUGGCACGACGUUGCACCAGCUGCCGAUUGUACUCUCGCUGUCGUCGUCGGUGACGACGAGUGACAAGCUGGGCGACCCGCUCGAGGGCGGCGCAAUGGACAAGAUCAAGAUGUCGGAUCUGGUGCCCAAGCCGAUCGAGGUGCUCUCGGACGUUGACGCGAAGCUCAAGAGCCUCCUCGCGCCGUACGAGAAGAUGCAGCAGUCGUACGUUGGCUUGCCGGAAGAGGAGCCGACGCUCCGGGACGUCAAGUCGCUCCUGCGCACGAUGAUUCUUGGUAUCCGCGCGGUCAUUUGGUGCACGGCCAACUACCGGAACCCGCAUGCGAAGGAUCUCACGAGCAUGGACACGGCCGCCGCCAGUGUCGCAUCGGCGUCCGAGGCAGUGGAUGCGACGCACGUGUACCCGCUCACGGACGACGAGCGCGGUUUGAUUGCCAAGGUGCUGCAGAACGGCCUGCGCUGCUUCCUUUUGUACACGCUCUCGGAGAGCUCGGUCUCGGAGGAAAAGCAGAUGCUCGACCAUUUUGCGGGCGCGUUCACGGUCCUCGACGCGUCGGACUUUCGGGACCUCUUCCUCUCCAACAUGAAGCUGCUCUACGAGUGCAUUCUGCAGGACCACGCGAUCUUGACGGUGCCGCAGCACUUUUUGGCCAACGCCAACGUGAGCUGCUGGUUUGCCGAGAUCCUCCUCACGUUCCUCGUGACGCGCAUGGACGUGCUCGGCGUGGCGUGCUCGAGCGACGUGCCCGACCUCGAUCGCCACGACAAGAUUUGCUCGAUGGAGAGCCUCGUCUUUGAGCGUCUUCGGCCCGUGGCGCCGCCGCACGAGGCGUCCAUCGUUCUCCGACUCUUCAAGAUUGUGUUUGGCUCGGUCACGCUUUUCAAGGCCAACGAGACGGCGCUCUUCCCGCACCUCAAGACGAUCAUUGUGGCGUGCUUGACCAAGGCGACGCACACGACGGCACCCGACAACUACUUGCUCUUGUUGCGCGCGCUCUUCCGGUCGAUCUCGGGGGUCAAGUUUGAGAAUUUCUACAAGGAAGUGUUGCCGCUGCUGCCGGGUCUUCUCUCGGCGCUCAUGCGACUCCAGGCGCACAUUCAAAAGCCGGCGCUGCAAGACGUGCUCCUCGAGCUUUGCUUGACGAUUCCGGCGCGAUUGAGUUCGCUCUUGCAGUACUUGCCGUCGCUCAUGAAGUCGGUCGUGGCGGCGAUGCUCUCGAAAGGUGAGCUCGCGAACCUCGGGCUCCGCACCUUGGAGUACUGGGUCGACAACCUCAACCCGGACUUUUUGUACCCGAUCAUGACGUCGCAAGACCGCCUCUUGACCGAGAUCAUUGAAGCGCUCAACUCGCAUCUGCACCCGCCGCCGUACCCCUAUGGCGAGCUCGCGAUGCGGAUUCUCGGCAAGAUUGGCGGCCGCAACCGGCAGUUUACCAACGACGUGCUCUUGGUCGAGCAUCGUCGGAGUAACCUCGACGGCCUCGUGCUCAGCAUGCGCUGGGAGAAAGACGCAGUGCUGAGUCUGCCGCUCGACGCGCACGUGACGCGCGUCUGCGUGCUGCUCCGCGACUAUGCCAAGCGCACGGCGUUGACCAAGCCCGAGGUGCCGUCCCCAUCCGGACGCAUCGAGGCACCGGCGGCCGACGACGACGACAGCAGCGCCAACCUCGUGCUCGAGAAGGACGAAAAGACGCUGCAGCUCGAAGCCGACACGAUCCUGCGCGUCCAAGCGACCGUCUUGGCGCAAAAGCGAGAUGCGUUUGUUUUUCUCAAGCAUGCGCUGGCCGCGCAGUUGCAGCUGAGCGGACUCGAUCUGGCGACGCUAGCACAUGUUGCGACACCGACGCCGGGCGCCGACGAUGCGGCGAAGAGCACGAUCGCCAAGGAACUCGAGGAGGGCGCGGUGCCGAGCUGCAACUACCCGACGCCGUCGCGCGACAAGGUCGUCGCCGAGCAAGAUGUGCUCAAGAACGUGCUGCGAACGCUCGCUGAGUGCGUCGCCGACGUCGACUUGGCCAGCGACGCGUGGCCACUGCUGCGCAGCGUCUGCGUGCACGUGGCAACGGUCGUUCUGUCGCGGUCGCGCCGCACGCUGCCCAACCCGGACGUGCUUCAAGGACUGCUCAACGCCUCGAUCGUUCCGGGGCCGCGCGGUCUGUCGCCGGGGCGGAUGCUGGGCACGACAGCACGCAUCGAGACGUACCGCGAGGCGUACUAUGGUCUGCCGCUGCUGGACGAAGACGUGGUCACGGCGCUCGAUGCGUUUGUGCUCUUUGAAGUGCUCGUCGAUGUGCUAGCCGACGCCGACGAGAAGGUAGUCGCCGUCGGGUACCGAGCCUUGGACGUUGUCCUCGAUGUCGUCGACGCGGUCUGCGGCGACAAGGACGACGUGGGACAAAGCGGUGCGCUUCUGAACGGCAUUUGCGACAUUUGCACGCACGCCCGGCUCAUUGACCGGCUUUCGGUCGAGUGGUGUCGCGAGAACGAGCUUGGGAUCGUGCGGAGCUUGCUCUUUGUCCUCGCCGACCACCCCUCCGAAGUGACGGCCGGUGUUAGUGAAGAGGCUGGCGCGACGUUUCUCGCCCUGCUGCACAAGUGCCACGCGCCGUUCGCGCCCAAGAUCGAUGACAUUGACAUGCUCGACGAGCUCAUCGAAGAGACAAAGCCAUUGGACCUCGGCGUGACCCUUGGCGGCGCGGCGCCCGUGGCCAUGCUCUCGGACUACAACACGGAGGUGUUUCUGCUCCUCGUCUCGGAGCUCUUGAGUUCGAGCGCGUCGGUGCGCAAGUUUGCAAAGGAAGCGGUCGACGUGUUUGCAACGUGCACGGGCGGCUCGGUCUCGGCGCUGCUCCGGCCGUACCAGCUCGUGCUCGCCAAGCAGAUCAUGGGCACGAGUCUGCGUCUCUUGCCGCUCGGCACACGGUCGGGGUACAUUGACGGCAUGGCGUACUGCCUCUCGCUCUCGCCGCCGCUCUUCUCGCUCAACAAGGACCUGCUCAUCUUUCUUCAAGAGGUCUGGAGUCUUGUCUCGGAAGACGGGUCCGGGUCGUCGUCGCCGACGUCCGAAGCGUCGUCGCCGGCGUCGACGCUGCCGACGCUAAGCGAAAAUUUGAGCGGUUCCGAGUACCCGUUUGGGCUCUCGCAAAUGUGUCAGCUGCGCAUCGCCGCGAUCCAGCUCCUGCGCGCUGCGUUUGUGAACGACGACCUCCUCACGCAGCACCAGGACGCGCGGAAUCGGUUUGUUGGCGUCUUCUUCAAGUACCUCACGGGCCAGCCGUCGGCGCUUCUCGACGUUGCGCAGCAAGCCCUCACGGAUGUCAUUUUGAUGAACAAGCGGACGAACGAGCGGUCGCUGCCGAAAGAGUUGCUGCAGCAGUGCCUUCGACCGGUGCUUUUGAACCUCGCCGACUACCGCAAGCUCACGAUCCCGCUGCUGGAAGGCCUUGGGCGGCUUCUCGGUCUCCUCAGCAGCUGCUUCAACGUCACGCUCGGUGAGAAGCUGCUUGAACACCUUCGGCAGUGGCGCGAUCCGGACCGCAUCAUGAAGGCCGGCAUCUGGAAGCGCGGAGAUGAGCCCAACGUGGCGGCUGCGAUCGUCGACUUGUUUCAUUUGUUGCCGCCGUCCGACACGUUUUUGGAGCCGCUGGUCUCGUGCGUCGUGGAGCUUGAAGGCGUCCUGCCCAAGUAUGGGAGCUUUGGGAAGCUAAGCUCGCCGUACCGCGUCCCGCUCGUGCGCUUUUUGAACCGGUACGCAGCGCAAGCCGUCACGUUCUUCUUGACGCGCGACCGGCUCAUCGAGUCGACGUACUCGGCGCUCUUCCAGCAGCUUGUCAAGCUCCCGAUGGCGUCGCCGCUGCGGGCGGUGUUGACGUCGGACGCAGGCACGGAUGCAAUCAUCGCCGCCACGUUUAGCCACGCGCUCAAGUCGCCCGUGGCGUCGCCAGCGCCGGAGGUCGACGACGACGUCAAGCUCCAGGCGCAGAUUCAGGUGCAGGCGGCGAAAGCAGCGUCGCAAGCGAUUGCUGCUGCCAACGCCCAAGGCCUCUCGGCGUCGGCGGCCGAGCAAAAAGGCAAGCUGGCGCGCGCCGCGUUCCUCGCCAAGGCCGCGCCAGUGAUGAAGAGCCCGACGCAGGUGCAAAUCCAGGCGACGGCGCAGAAGCUCCACGCGCAGACGCUCGCGGCAGCGCAGGCCCAAGGUCUCUCGCUUGUCCAGGCCCAAGCGCGGGCACAGCAGCAGGCGCAGCUCCAGGCACAGAUCCAGGUGAACGCGCAAAAGGUGCACGCGCAAGCCCUCGCGACGGCCAAGGCCCAAGGACUCAAGCUCGCGGACGCGCAGGAGCGCGCCAAGCAAGCCCAGUCGCAGUAUGUGCAGGUGGCCAAGCAGCAGGCGCAGGCCAAGAUGGCGCGGCAGCUCUCGGCGUCGCCGGCGCUGGUCUCGCCAAGCAGCAGCAUGAGCAGCCCCGUGCCGAGCAGCGUUAGUGCGCCGUACGCGACCAAGCCGCAGCUCGAGGCCCUCGAACUACACUACCAAGGCCUCCGGCUCGUGCGCUCGCUGUGCAAGCUCGAGCCGCACUGGCUCGCGUCAACGUCCAACGGGAUGGUCGAGUGCAUUCAAAAGCUGUGGAAGUCGCCGACGCGCGUCCAGCGGCUCCAGGCGCAAGACCGGCUGCCGAUCCGGUACCAUCUCGAGUCGAAGCUGCUCGUGAAGGUGCUCAUUCAGUACUGUCGCGCCAAGCCCGACGACGUCCAAGUGCUCUUGGAUUUGCUGCCCGUGUUUUUACACCCGACGUCGUUUGACUUUACGUUCCUCCGCGCGUUCUACCGCGACGAAGUGGCGGCGACGUAUGCGCCGGCCCACAAGCGCGCGAUCGUGCACCUCUUCCUCGGCAUGCUGCGCGACCAUGCGGCGACCGAAGAGCUCAAGGUGCAUGCGAUCCAGCUGCUCAUCAUGCCGCUGUUGCACACGUCGUUUGACGACCCGAACACAAACAACGCCGACGUCAUGGACCCGGACGCGGUCAUGCUCAUGCUCCGUGAGAUCCUCGCGAGCAAGGACUACCCGCAGGACACGUUCCAGGCACUGCGCAUCGAGCUCCUCAAGCUCGGCACGCUUUUGAUCCAGCACAUGAGUCGGUACGUGACGGACCACCGCAAGGAAGUCAUCAAGUUUGCGUGGAACCAUCUGAAAGCCCAAGACCUCACGUCCAAGCUCUGGGCCUAUGUCAACGUGUGUCGGUUCAUCUCGGUGUACGACACGCCACCGAAAAUCGUGCUGCAAGUGUACGUGGCGCUCCUCCGUACGUACGAGCUCGACUCGCGCUUUCUCGUGCGCAAGGCGUUUGACAUUUUGCUGCCGGCGCUGCCGACGCGGCUGCCGCCCACGAAAGGCCACAUUUUGCAGCAAUUGGUGCACAUUUGGUACCUCGUCGUGCGCCAGCCGUCGCUGUUUUACCCGUUCCGCGGGCAGUUUAUCCCGCUCAUGGUCAACUCGCUCAACCGACUCGCGAUUCCGCCGAGCAGCACGCAGGACAACCGGCGGCUGGCCGUCUCGGUCGUCGACCUCGUGAUUGCGUGGGAGCUCACGCGGCGCCAGCGGGUCUCGGACAAGGCGCCGGCGUCCAAAAAGCGAGCCGCGACCGAGACAAGCGAAGAGAGCAGCAGCGACAAGCGUCAAAAGGUGGGCGAUGCAUUCGUGCCGGGCGCGCCGACCGAGCCGACGACGACCGAAGCCGAGGCGGUCCUCCUCAACGAAGACGACUUUGAGCUCACGGGCGCCAUGACGGACCUCAUCGUCAACUUUGCGUUCCGCUUUGCGCUCGCGUGCGCCGACAAGCAAGAGACGAACCGCCUCUCCAAGACGUGCGGCGAGCUCUUCCACCGCGCACUGCACCUCUGGCCGUCGGCGUCGAUCCGGUUCUCGUACUUUGACAAGCUCAUCGCGGUGACGGCCGAAGUGAUCAUUCUGCACGCCAAGGCGCCGCCCCCCACGGACGCGCCGGCGACGUCGAUGCCGUCGUUUUUGAGUGUGCACAAGUCGGCGCCGCUCGCGUCGCUGGCGAUAUUGAACGCGGUGCUGGGGAUUUUGAACACGCUCAUCUCGCCGCAGGUCAUUGCGCAGUCGAACCGACCGGUCCCGUACGUGGUGCAGUACGCGCCGCGCAUCAUGAAGCUGCUCGAGCCGUGCUUUGACCGCCAGCACAACGACGUCCAGCAUCAACUGACGCAGUACCUCAAGCACAUGAUCGAGUUGUACCCGCCAGAGAAGGCGCCGCCGCAGCUCGUCGCGUGCAAGUUUUACACGUGGCUGCGUGACAUUUUGAACGAGCGCUUGCUCAAGGCUGCGGCCGUGUCGAGUGACGCGCCUCUGUCGACGCCGAGCACGACCAUCGGUAGCCCGAGCACGAGCAAGGCCAAGCCGCCGACGCCCGAGGCAGCUCUUUUGUCGUCGCCGGCGACGUCGAGUCAAAGCGCACUCAACCCGAUGAUCAACCACGAAGCGGCGCGCAUGCGGCAGCUGUUUGCAAACUCGCCGAGCGCGUCCGCAGCGUCGGCGCGGCUGAGCAGUCCCGGCGCGUACAUGCUCAAGCUCCUCAGUGAGCUGGCGCCGGCGUCGACGAAAUUCAUCGACUUGUUUGCCCCGUCGCUCAUCAAGCUCGCGCAGCGCCUCACAAAGGAGCAUCUGCAGCACGUCGUGUCGAUCGCCAAGCCGGCGUCGUCGCUCGAAGGCUCGAUCGGCGGCACGGACGUCGGUGUCUCGGCGGGCGCCCAUGCAAAAGACCGCGUCAUGGCGACGCCGAGCCUCGCGAUCGCGCACGAGUACGUUCUGCUCGCAAGCGGUCGGUCGUCGCUGACGGUCAACAAUACGGUGCGGACAAAGAAGACGAAGGACGAGUCGAACGCGUCGAAGAAGAAGAAGGCCGACGCCGGUCUUGCCCAAGUCAUGGGCGUCCCUGCAUCGACCAUUGCGGGCCGCAAGGUGUACAUGGACAUGCUCAUUUCGUGCUUCAAGCUCCUCGCGCUGUGCACGUUCGAGUCGAGCGAGCUCGCGCGUAUGUUUGUGCACCUCAUGUCGCACUGCCUCGAGCACUCGAGCCACAUACCGCUGCUUUUGAGCAUCACCAAGAUUGUCGCCAAGAUGGUCAAGGACGACGCGUCGUCGGUGUUUACGAUCAAAGACAAGGUCGCGCUACUGAGCAAGAUGGCGACCUUUGACCGCCUCCACGAGAUCUCGGCGCAGCCGCUCUUGGCCGAGUACCACGACCUCGUGCUGAGCAUCUGCGCGACGGCCGAUACAAACCCGCUGUACGCGAGCGUCCACGGCGCGGCCACGACCGGCCUGCUCGCGAGCGACGUGGCCCUCCGGCGACAGUUUUUUGCGCACUUUGCCAAGGCCAGCGGCGACUCGACGACGUCGAAGCUCAAGUACAUCCUCGAGCACGACUGGCAGGCGUGCGGCACUCGGUUUUGGCCCGUUGUCGCGGUCGAGUUGCUCCUCACAAGUGUCUCGGCGACGGCGCCCCUGUCGACGGCCGGCGCGCCGCUGCCUACGCUGGCCACGGGUGACGCGGCCAACGCGGCGCUAGUCGCGAUGCCGCUCUGGGCCGAACACCUUGCAGUGCUCGCAAGCUGGCGCGAGUGUAGCAGCAAGGAGCUGCUUUCGCCGCUCUGCAGCCUCGUGCACGUGGAUCUGGACAUGGCCAACGCGCUGUGGGCGUCGGUGUUUCCGCAGGCGUGGACGCUUCUCAACCCGAUGGACCUCAUGGGCCCGACGCAGAACCUCUUGCGGCUGCUCUCGAUGCGGUACCAUCGGCGGGAGCUCCGACUGCCGCUCGCCACUGCGCGUCGGCACAAUGUCGUCCAGACGCUCAUGGACGGCAUUGCGAUGGCGUAUCCGAUGCCUGUGUUUACGGCCGAGCUGCUCUUGUACCUCGCCAACACGUACAACGUGUGGGGCCAGGUGUGCCGCAUUGCCGAGUACAUGGUGCUGAGUCCGACGACGCUUCUCGAAGACCGCGAGCGCUGGGUCGAUGUGCUCCACGGCAUCUACGCCGAGCUGCACGAGCUCGACUGGCAGGUCGGCCUCAACGUGCAGGCGUGCAUCAAGCCUGAGACGCGCAUGGCGUUGCAUUUGCAGGCUCAAGGCUACCUGCACGAAGCCCAGGACGUGUACUUCCAGGCGCUUUCGCAGACGUCCAAGCAGCUCAAGAUCGAGUCGAGUGCGUUUGAGCUCAAGGUGCUCGAGACGCAGUGGGUGAGCUGCGUCAACCAUCUCUGCCAAUGGCCGCUGCUGCACGACUUUGCCAAGGCGACGCAGAACCAAGAGCUGCUGCUCGACUGCUGCUGGAAGCGUGGCGACUGGACCACCGCAAAGCAGCUCUUGCACGCGUCCUCGAUCCAGGCGGCGUCCGAGGCCGGGUCGCCGUCUGUGCGGCUCAAGAAGCUCUACAUUGCGAUCCUCGACGGCGACAAGAAGCCGCAGAUGGACAGUCUGAGCUCGCAGAUGGUCGACAUGGCGCUGCACCAGUGGCAAGGCCUCCCGCGCCUCCUCUCGAACGCGCACAUUCCGCUGCUCCACCUCUUCCAGCAGUUUGUCGAGGCGAAAGAGUCGAUGGCGAUGAUGGCCGAGAUCAAGGCCGCGAGCGCCGCGCACACGCUUCCGAACCUCAAGCCCAGCAUCAACACGUGGCGCGAGCGGCUGCCCAACAAGCACGAGCCGAUUUUGCUCUGGGACGACAUUCUCACGUGGCGGUCGCACAUGUUUGCCGUCAUCAAGACGACGUUUAGCUGGAGCGACGCGCAGCUGCUGGCGUGUCUGCAUGACUCGCCGUGGUCGAUCGUCAAGAUGGCGCACACGGCGCGCAAGCAGCAGCUGCCGGAUGUGUGUCUGCACGCGCUCUCGACGCUCUAUACGAUCCCGGCCAUGGACGUCCAGGACGCGUUCUCGAAACUGCGCGAGCAAGUGAGCAUUUGCUACGAGACGACCAAGGAGUUCAAGGGCGGCUUGAGUCUCCUCAACAACACCAACUUGGACUACUUUGACGCGCGGCAAAAGGCCGAGCUCUUCCGGCUCAAGGGUCUCUUUCUGGACGCGCUCGGCGACAAGAGCGAUGCCAACAUGGCCUUCUCGCACAGUCUGCAGCUCUGCGACAGCUACGGCAAGGGCUGGCUGAGCUGGGGCCAGUACUGCGACGCGCUCUUUACGGAGCGCAAGGAUCUCGACUUUGCGGCGCAGACGAUCGCGUGCUACCUCCAGGCCGUGCACCACCGGUCGUCGUCGGCACGGCUGUACCUGGCGCGCGUCCUCUGGCUUCUGAGCAUGGACAAUGAAAAAGGCGUGCUCAUCCAAGCCUUCGAGGCCCACGGCAAGCAGCUCCCGAUCUGGAUCUGGAUCAUUUGGAUUCCGCAGCUGCUCAUGUCGCUCUGCCGACCCGAGGCGCCGCAGAUUCGCAAUCUCUUGCGCGGUCUCUCGGCCAAGUUUCCGCAAGCGCUCUACUACACGAUGCGCGCGUUCUUUCUCGAGAACCGCGAGCUGCUCUCGAUGGACAAGGAAAAGCUGCUGGCGUCGGCGCCACCGACGCCGCUCGCCUCAACGACACCCAAGGCGACCGGCUUCAACGCGAGUACCGGCGACGUGGUCUACUUUCGCACGAAAUCGGGCCACGUGGUCGCUGUGCCCAUGGCGCACGAACACGUGGCCGAGAUUCCGGGCCUCGUCGGUGCGAGCCGGGCGACGCCGUCGUUCUUUGGCCCUGCGACGCCCGUCCUGACGCUGGACGCGUGGCUCGAAAAGGUCGCGGGCGGUGAGCUGCUCAAGUCGGACGUGAGCCCGCUCCAGUACACGGAGGAUUUGCUCAACUUUCUUCGGCGGUCGCACGACGGGCUCGCGUUCGAGAUGGAGUGCGUUCUCGAAGAGAUGAUUGUCCGCUUCCGCCCCGAGCCCGAGGAGGAACUCUUGACCGCCGUGCACGCGCUCUUGCUCAAGUGCUACCAGCUGCCAAGCUUUGCCAAGCACGAGGCCGUGCCCAAGAUGCUCCGCGACACGCUGAGCCGCGUCUGCAACAAGUUUUUCAUUCUGCAGCCGCACCAGAAGAGCGAGAAGCACCUCGCGUUCGUCGCCGAGUUCAAGGGCCCGUUCGAAACCAACUUCAUGCUGCCCGACGCCGACGACGACGCGACCAAGGACGUGGCGACGAGUACGCUCUCGGACGUCAUGGAUCGGCUCAAGCUGUGGAAGCACCUUUUGCAGCUGCGUGUCAAGCGCUACGGCAAGCGCAACGCCGACAAGGUCUUCCUCGAGCACAGCAGCCGGCACCUCGCCGAGCUGCGGCAGACCGCGGUCGAGAUUCCGGGCCAGUACCUCACCAACGCCGAGCCGAUCAAGGAGCUCCACGCGCGCCUCGCGUACUUUGACUCGACGACCGACGUCCUCUUGCGCAACGGGUACACGCAGCGGCGCGUGACGCUCGGCGGCAACAACGGCAAGCACUACUCGUUCCUUGUGCAGUAUGCGAUGACGUACAUCACGCGCUGCGACGAGCGCAUGAUGCAGAUGCACUUGCUCAUGAACCGGCUCUUGCUGCGCCACAAGGAACCAAGCAGCGCCACCUUGUACAAUAUCGACCACGUGUCGCUGGGCGAGGUCUACGAGCUCGAGUGUGCGCUGCAAAAGAAGGACCCGGACUUCCCCGUCGAGCUCUACCGGCGCAAGAUCAGCCAAGUCGAAGAAAACAUGGCCAACAUGAAGCUCGCGAUUUACAAUGAGAUUUGCGACCAGCACGUGUCGGAGCACCUGUUGGCCAAGUAUUUGCACCGAACGGUGCCGCACUACGACGACCUCUUCCAGUUCCGGUCGGUGUUUACCGCGCACUUGGCGCUCACGUCGUUCCUGACGCACAUCCUGCACGUCGGCGAGCGCACGCCGCACAAGACGGUCUUCUCGCGCGCGACCGGCCGCGUCCUCAGCUGCGAAUUGCGCCCGAAUUAUGCGGCGAGCGGCAUCGUCGAGGCCAGCUGCGUCAUGCCCUUCCGCCUCACGCGCAACUUGCAGGCGUUCCUGACGUCCAACGGCGUCGAGGGGCCGUUUACGAUUGCGAUCGCGGCGGUCGCGCAGGCGCUGCUCAGCGACGGCCACGAGAAGAUCACGAUGAACCAGCUGAGCCUCUUCUUCCGCGACGACCUCCUCUCGUGGCACACGAGCAAGACCAAGAGCCGCCUCGAGCACACGCACGCCGAGACGCACCGCCGCAUGAUGGCCGAGAACCAAGUCAAGCAGCGCGUCGACGCCAACGUCAAGGUCGUCACCGAUCGCAUUGCGGCGCUCGCACCGAAACCCGCGCGCCAAAUGACGCCGUCGGCGCCGACCGCGGUCCAAGAACUCAUUGCGUCGGCCACCAACACGGAGGCGCUCUCGCAGAUCUACCCGACGUGGUUUCCGUGGCUCUAA